Messenger RNA from Copidosoma floridanum, 1166 nucleotides. Its product is annotated as 4-vinylanisole receptor-like. The record is from RefSeq and is a predicted model, not a curated record. Gene Ontology annotation, cellular component: plasma membrane. Gene Ontology annotation, biological process: sensory perception of smell; detection of chemical stimulus involved in sensory perception of smell. NCBI's taxonomy places the organism in Eukaryota, Metazoa, Arthropoda, Insecta, Hymenoptera, Encyrtidae. Gene Ontology annotation, molecular function: olfactory receptor activity; odorant binding.
AUGGAUUCAAGACAAUCGGAAUACGCCGUACAAAUCAGUCGUUUCUUUUUACAGCCCCUAGGUCUAUGGGAUACGUUAAAUUAUUCGUCGAAACUGAACAGGCUCCUUCACUUUCUUCAAAUUAUCAAUGUUUACUUUUUGCUGCUGUUUGCGAUAGUGCCGACUGUACUGCGUGUACUGUUUGAAGAGAAAAAUCUCGAGAUGAAAAUAAAAUUGAUUGGACCGUUAAAUUUUGCGGUUACAUCGGUAAUCAAACAUGCAUUGAUAUUUCGAAAUAAUUUAGAAAUCACCAAGUGUUAUCAACAAAUAGAAAUGGAUUGGCAAAACACGUGCUACGUUGAAAAGAAGGUGAUGCAAGAAAAGGUCAAGACGUGUAGAUCACUAGUGAUUUUUACAGCCAUCGUUACGUACACGGGUUCAUUGCUUUACCAUUUUUUUAUACCAUUAGCAGCAAUAUCGGAAAGUCUUUCAAAAAAUCCUCGGAGAACCGUCGAUUUCUUAAAUAUUACUGGAGAUGAACAUGUUAAAUUGCCACGAAUUCUUUCUUAUCCUGUCUACAGCGGAUUUAUUAAUUUAGAAAAUAAUAUAAUUUUUGCCACAGUUUACAUUUUACAGUACUUUUCGUUGUUUAUUUGCGACACUAUUAUUGUUGCAACGUGUAGUCUCGCUGCAACAUUCGUCUCUCACAUCUAUGCUCAGCUCGACAUCAUUAUGAUAUUAAUAAAAAAUUAUAUUGAUGGUGAUGUAGAUAAGGACGGCAUUCCUUUUCCGAAAGGGGCCAUAUCCCGUAAGGAAAGACUCGCAAUCAUAGUACAGCGUCACAUAAAAACUUUGAACAAAAAAGAUCUAGUUAGUUUAUCAUCUUACAUAAUGCUACUUGCAUCUUACACCAUGACUAUUUUUAUAUACUGUUACAUUGGCGAAACUCUUACAUCCAAGUGUACACAAGUUGGUUCCAUUUACAAUAUCAUUCGUUGGUAUGAUUUACCAGGAAAGAGUGCAUCUGAGAUAAUGUUUAUCGUUUCUAUAUCACGUUACCCAGCUAAAUUGACAGCUGGAAAGUUUAUCGAUUUAACCCUUGCGACUUUUUGCACUGUACUAAAAUCAGCUUUUACUUAUUUCAAUUUACUAAGAACAUCCAUAACAUAACUUAUUUUAACAGACAA